GUCGCACUGAGGUUGGACCCUUCCGGCGUUCCGUACAUCAGCAAAGCUUCCUGUGUAGUGUAAACAUGUGGAUUACUAGACCUAUUUUAUGAACUGCUUGCCUGGUAUUUGGUGCUCAAUCUGUUCGAUAGGAAAACAGGGAAUCCCCUUGUAGUUAUACAAGAAAAUGGAACUCGAAAAUCGACCCAAAAAGAGAUCCCACGGCGAGGAUGAGAAGUCUGGCUCAGAAGGAUCAGAGGAUGAUGACUAUGUUCCCUAUGUUCCAGUCAAAAUCAGAAAGCAGAAGAUGCUACAGAAGAUGUUGCGUCUACGAGGGAAGGCUGUGGACGAGGAGCAGAAGGACAGUGGGGAGGAGCAGAGGGAUGAGGACGAGGGUCUUGGUCCACGCUCCAAUGUCAGUCUGCUUGACCAGCAUCAGCACCUCAAGGAGAAAGCAGAAGCUCGCAAAGAGUCCGCCAAGGAGAAGCAGCUGAAAGAGGAAGAAAAGAUUCUCGAGAGUGUUGCAGAGGGCAGAGCUCUGAUGUCUGUGAAGGAAAUGGCCAAAGGUAUCAUAUAUGAUGAUCCAAUAAAAACAAGCUGGAAGGCACCACGUUACAUCCUGAAUAUGCCGGACACCCGAAAUGAGCGUGUAAGGAAGAAGUUUCACAUCCUGGUCGAUGGAGACGGCAUCCCUCCUCCAAUCAAGAGCUUCAGAGAGAUGAAGCUUCCACCAGCAAUUCUUAAAGGUUUGAAAAAGAAGGGCAUCGUGCAUCCCACACCUAUUCAGAUUCAAGGAAUCCCAACAGUUCUGUCAGGUCGAGACAUGAUCGGCAUAGCCUUCACCGGUUCAGGAAAGACUUUGGUCUUCACUCUGCCCAUCAUCAUGUUUUCUCUGGAGCAAGAGAAAAGGCUGCCUUUCUUUAAGAGAGAGGGACCUUAUGGACUCAUCAUCUGUCCUUCGCGAGAGUUGGCGAGGCAGACUCACAGCAUCAUCGAGUACUACUGCAAGCUGCUGGAGGAGGAAGGAGCUCCUCAGCUGAGAACUGCCCUCUGCAUCGGAGGAAUGUCUGUCAAGGAGCAGAUGGAAGUCGUUAAACAUGGUGUCCACAUGAUGGUCGCGACCCCCGGCAGAUUGAUGGACUUACUUCAGAAGAAGAUGGUGAGUCUGGACAUCUGCCGCUACUUGGCUCUGGAUGAGGCCGACAGGAUGAUUGACAUGGGCUUUGAGGAAGACAUCAGAACCAUCUUCUCUUACUUCAAGGGACAAAGACAAACCCUGCUUUUCAGCGCCACUAUGCCCAAGAAGAUCCAGAACUUUGCGAAGAGUGCUCUGGUCAAACCCAUCACCAUCAACGUGGGCAGAGCCGGUGCUGCCAGUUUGGAUGUCAUCCAGGAAGUGGAAUAUGUCAAGGAGGAAGCAAAGAUGGUUUAUCUACUUGAGUGUCUCCAGAAAACACCACCUCCUGUUUUGUUAUUUGCUGAGAAGAAGGCUGACGUAGAUGCCAUCCAUGAGUAUCUGCUGCUUAAAGGAGUAGAAGCGGUGGCCAUCCAUGGAGGAAAAGAUCAGGAGGAAAGAACCAAAGCCAUUGAGGCGUUUAAAGAAGGAAAGAAAGAUGUCUUAGUGGCCACAGAUGUCGCCUCCAAGGGUCUGGAUUUCCCAGCUAUACAGCAUGUAGUGAAUUAUGACAUGCCUGAGGAGAUAGAAAACUAUGUCCACAGAAUUGGAAGAACUGGACGAUCAGGCAAGACCGGUAUUGCCACUACGUUCAUUAAUAAAGGCUGUGAUGAGUCAGUGCUGAUGGACCUGAAAGCCCUGUUGGUGGAAGCCAAGCAGAAGGUCCCUCCAGUCCUCCAGGUGCUCCAGACAGGAGACGAGACCAUGCUAGACAUCGGCGGAGAGAGGGGCUGUACGUUCUGCGGUGGUCUGGGUCAUCGUAUCACAGACUGUCCAAAGUUGGAGGCCAUGCAAACAAAGCAGGUCACCAACAUCGGACGGAAAGACUACCUGGCUCAUAGCUCAAUGGACUUCUAAAGAACUUACAUUAAAGGGAAGAUUCAAAAACUUAAAAUGGAACUGAGAAAGGUUUCUGAGAAAACAAUACAGUUUUAUGUGGGUUAACUGAACUAAGGAAGUCUGUUUUUAUCAUCACCUAACAUAGUUUUCAGAUCUGUCAGGUUUAAGUAUGUUUACCCUUUCUUUCCCCAAAUGUCAAAUGUGCUCUUUAUGUGUAGCCUUUGUAAGAUAUCUUUUGAUACUCUAAUUGUAAAUAAAACUUCUACAUUUGUUGUGA
Messenger RNA from Labrus bergylta (ballan wrasse), 2270 nucleotides. It is a transcript of the gene ddx41, whose product is annotated as DEAD (Asp-Glu-Ala-Asp) box polypeptide 41. Gene Ontology annotation, biological process: mRNA splicing, via spliceosome. Lineage: Eukaryota; Metazoa; Chordata; Actinopteri; Labriformes; Labridae. The record is from RefSeq and is a predicted model, not a curated record. Gene Ontology annotation, cellular component: spliceosomal complex. Gene Ontology annotation, molecular function: zinc ion binding; RNA binding; ATP binding.